Blepharisma stoltei is the source of this 1041-nucleotide messenger RNA. The record is from the annotation of a GenBank genome assembly. Lineage: Eukaryota; Ciliophora; Heterotrichea; Heterotrichida; Blepharismidae.
AUGCAGUCACCUCCGUCCGCAGCUGCUAGUCGUCCUCACACAGGUUUAUCCGCAAAUGACCGAGCAAAGCUAAAAUCAGCCUCAAGUGUUCCAAAUUUUCAAUUGGCCAACGUAUACCAGAAUCAAGAAGACCCAGCAAUAAUCCCAACAGGCGAAGAUUGGUGCGCUUUGAAUAACCCUAAUUUGCCUCCAGUUUCAGAGAUGGAGCAUAUGGUUGACCAGUGCCUCUGCCAUCUCUGUAACUGUGGGAAGCAUCUUUGCCCUGGUGAGUACAGGAGAAUGCUGAAAAGCACGUCAUCUCAAUUCUCCACCACUUAUAAGCUGAAGUAUCCUAAGUAUCCACCCCAGCCACCAAGCACAGCCAGAGAUCUUUCUUAUAGACACACUAAUUUUCAUAUUGAUGCAACUUCCAUGUACAAAAAGGAUUUCCAGGCAUUUCCUCUUGAGCCAAAAAAAGCGAAGGAAGUUAUUUUGAAGGUGUUUAAAUAUUAUUAUGUAUUUAUAGAAAUAUUGCACUAAUUUAUACAAAAAAAGAUUUUGACCUCAUGAUAAUGGUCUGAAAAUUAAUUUUAUAAGGAUAAAACCCCUGAUAGCUUUAAACUGAAAUUCGCCAGCAGAUCAAGCUACCAGCAAGAUUUUCAAGGAUAUGGAGAAUACAGGGCUCAAAGAGCUGCAGUUUCAUCAUUACCGUUCAGAGGAGACGAAUUAAAGCUUCAAGCAGUCUCAAACUACGCAAAAGAAUUCAGAAAAUAUGAUCAAAGUCUCUACGAAAACAAAGGAAAACCCCCAAACCCUAACUUUUGGAAAGGCUCAGGUGUUCUUUCACCUGUAACUGUGCAGAUGCAUGAAACCACUUCAAGAAAAGACUUCAGACCUUUCACCAAGGACCAUAUGCCUAAAAGAGAUCACGGAAUAGUCGAUGAUUUUCAAGCCAGGGUUUCUUGGAAUGGGCAAUUCACAACUAAUUAUAGAGAAAAUUACACUGGCCAGAUGAAUGAGAGAUAUCAGAGGAAAAAAUCAGCAAGAAAUAUGGCUAAUUAA